UCCCCCCAGUGGUGGUGAGAAACAACGAGGUAUCUUGGGAGUACCUCAGGCACCUGCUGCUACACCAGCGCCUCUUCCACUCUAUUGUCAUCUCGCCCGGCCCCGGCACGCCCUGCUGCGCUGCUGAUAUCGGAGUGUGUGCGGACGUGCUAAGGGAGUGUACGGACAUCCCGAUUCUCGGAGUGUGCAUGGGCCAUCAGGCCCUGGCAGCCCUGAACGGAGGCCAGGUGGUGCCAGCACCAGAGCCUGUGCAUGGAAGGCUCAGUGGCGUGGAGCACACGGGUCAUCCUCUCUUCGCCAACAUUCCGUCUGGCCCUCUUUUCCAGGUGGUGCGCUAUCACUCCCUUGCUGUCGAUGGGAUUUCACUUCCCACCGACUUAGAACCCAUCGCCUGGACCACCAAUGACCCUCUCUCCACCCACAUCGCCUCACCUGGGGCACCAGCAGCCACACCAAGUUCUGUUGGGGGCGCACAGGCAGCGAAUGGGGCAAUGAUUGCAGGAGCAGAGGUGGUUGUGAACGGGGCUUGUAGGGGUACGGAGCCAGGAGGUGAUGUGGGGACAGGAGCGCCAAGUGGGAACGCUGUGGUUGUGAACGGGAUGGUGGCACCACGUCAGUGUUAUCAACAGGAGCAGCAGCAGGAGCAGCAGUCGAAUAGAGUGAUUAUGGGUCUGGCACACAAGAGACGGCCACACGUGGGGGUGCAGUUUCAUCCCGAGAGCAUCGGCACGUCAUUUGGGCGGCAACUGCUGAAAAACUUUAAGGCUCUUGCACUGUGUGUGCCGGCCAGAGACGGCUCUAUGGUGUGCGGCAGAGACAUGGAUCUGGGCGGCAGAGACAUGGAUCUGGGUGGCAGAGACAUGGAUCUGGGCGGCAGUGACAUGGAUCUGGGCGGCAGAGACAUGGAUCUGGGCGGCAGAGACAUGGAUCUGGGCGGCAGAGACAUGGAUCUGGGCGGCAGAGACUUGGAUCUGGGCGGCAGAGAUUCGGGCGGUAAUAAUGUUGAGGCCACGAGGAUGCGACACAAGAGAGGGAAUGGUUGCGCAUCCACACACCAGGGCUUGGCGCGCUUCUCCUACAUGGGUGGCCGGGGGGGUCCCCUCUGGUCCAAACUCACGCGAUGUGAUGUGACUAUGGUGAAGGAAGGGAUGUGGGAGGGUGGCAUUUUCAGCUUCCUCAAAGAGCACCUGCAGCAGCACCAGUGCGCACCACACGAGGCGGCUGUUCUGCCUUUCGACUUCUGUGGCGGCUGGGUCGGCUAUUUUGGGUACGAGCUGAAGAGGGAGUGCGGUGCAGACCACAACCGCCACAGGUCGCCCUUCCCGGACGCGGCUCUUUUCUGUGUGGACCGAUGGGUGGUGCUUGAUCAUGGGCGAGGGGACGUGUAUGUGUGUGCUGUGGAGGAGGGUAGAAGGGGGGAAGAGGGUGGGGAAAAAGAGGAGGAGAGGGGGAAAGAUGUGCUUAGAAGUGGGGAAAGAGAGGAGAUAGGUGAGGGGAGAGGAGAGGGUAGGAACGAGAGCAGGAGUUGCAGCGGCGGUGGUACAAGUGCCGGUGCGUAUGCCGCUCAUGUGCUUCGGUGCGGUGCAGAUAGGGGAGAAUGGGGAGGGGCUGGAGGAGGGGAGGGUGAGAGAGGAGGUGGGGAGACAGCAGGGGGCAGCAGCAGGGAUGAAGCAGAGGGGGGGAGUGGAAAGGAAACGGAUGGGUGCAGAUGGGUGGCAGAGGCGAGUGAGAAGCUGAUGGCUUUGGUGGAGAGAGGGGUUUCUGAGGCGAGUGGGGCAGAGGUAGAGGCUGCCACAGAGGCAGUGCAUUUGAGAGAAGCUGUAGAAGGGGGCUUUGCAGUACAGUCAGCUGGAGGGAAUUCGGCAAGAGCAGAUGCCGAGGGCCUCACAGUUCUGUCAGAGCCCCUGGUGCUGGAGAGGUGUAGAGAGCGGUACAAGGCUGAUGUAGCGCGGUGCCUGGGGGAGAUUGCCAAGGGAGAGAGCUAUGAGCUGUGCCUCACCACCCGCCUUGAGAGUGAAUCUCAGCCGUCACAUCCGCUCGGGGCGUAUUUACGGCUGAGGGAGAGGAACCCUGCUCCGUUUGCUGCUUGGAUGUGCAUGGGUGAGAUAAGUCCAUACUCCAUGAGUGAGGUGGGGGAGCCAAAAUUGAGUGACGGAACAGUGCAGUGGGGGAAAGAGGAGGACGAGGGGGAGGGAGUGGGGAAAGAGCCAAAGUUUGUGGGGGAAGAAGAGGAGAACCAGCAGCAGCGGCACGACCACCAACACCACCGCCGCCGCCGCCACCACCAAAACCACUCUGUGCUCCGCUCCCCUUUUGCCCUCUGCUGCUCCUCUCCUGAGCGGUUCCUGCGGGGCGACAGGCACGGCAUGCUGUGGGCGAAGCCCAUCAAGGGCACUGUGAGGCGGGGGGCGACGGAGGAGGAGGAUGAGUGGCUGAAGAGAGAGCUGAUGUGCAGGUGUGGGGCGACAGCGGAGGAUGAGCGGCUGAAGGAGAGCUCUUUCUCAGGUGAGUGUUUAAGAGGUAGAGGAGGGAGGAAUCGAGUGCAUGUACGUAGAAUAGCCAUGCUGUGGGCGAAGCCCAUCAAGAACACCAUGGGGCAUGGGGCGACGGAGGAGGAGGAGGAGGAGGAGGAGGAGGAGGAGGAGGAGGAGGAGGAGGAGGAGGAGGAGGAGAAGGAGGAGGAGGAGGAGGAGGAGGAGGAGGAGGAGGAGGAGGAGGAGGAGGAGGAGGAGGAGGAGGAGCAGCGGCUCAAGGGAGAGCAACUGAGUAACACCUGGAGAUCAUUUCCAAUGAAGGGGCUUGAAAUUUCAGCGCAACGCCGCCCGGACCUCUCCCCACUGGCCUGCAUCCGGGCGGCGUUUCCGGGCGGCUCGAUGACCGGGGCACCAAAGAUAAGAUCUAUGGAGAUUCUGGAUGAGAUUGAAGGGUCGGCGAGGGGACCUUAUUCGGGAGCCUUGGGGUUCGUUUCAUUUUCGGGCACCUUUGAUUUGAAUAUUGUGAUUCGAACGGCUGUGAUGGGUGGAGAGCUGGGGGUGGUGUUGGAGAGGGAGGCACGGGCAGGGGAGGAUGGGGAGGCAGAGGAGGGAGGAGUGAAGGCCUGGGAAGGGGACGGAGGAGGAGCGAGUGGAGAAGAGGAAUGGAUAGAGGGUAAGGGGGAGAAUGGGGCAAGAAGGGCUGCUGUGGAUUGGAAGAGGGCCAGACGAAAGGGCAGGACGAUGAUUGGAGCAGGAGGGGCGGUGGUGAUGUUAUCGCAACCAGAGAGUGAGUUUGAAGAGAUGGUGCUUAAAGCUAGGUCUCUGGUGAGAGUGCUGCGACCAGAUGGAGCUGAUGAUCUGAACGGGGUGUGA
Messenger RNA from Closterium sp. Naga37s-1, 3347 nucleotides. Lineage: Eukaryota; Viridiplantae; Streptophyta; Zygnematophyceae; Desmidiales; Closteriaceae. The record is from the annotation of a GenBank genome assembly.